AAUAGUCCUUCAUUUUCAGCUAAUUUUUUAUCAACAAAAAGAUGACUAUAUAUAAACUUGAAAAAUUUCCUUACGUGUGUCGAAUGUGUCUGAAGGAACCGGGUAAAAAUGAAAUGUUUUCAUUGGAUACGGUAGAUCCCUUUUUCGACGGUAGCAUACGUGAUUUUAUUUCAACAAUUACCUUUGAAAUUGACGAGAACAAAGAAUUAUUUUUACCAAGAGAAGUGUGCAAGCAGUGCCUAGAGCUGCUGAAAUUUUUUGCAAAGUUUCGUUACAAGUUAUUCACGACACAUUUAUUCAUGGAUUCACUAGUGGAACUGAAGCUGUCCAACCAAGAUCCAAUCAAAAACCUGUUCCAAACCAAAUCAGAGAAACUAGCAAUUCUCUUCAAAGAUCUUGACCUAUGUACCAAAGAUGUCGCACAGUUGGACGAUCUGUUAGAUGAGUUUCCUAAUUAUCGCAUUGCUAAAAUGACUCCUAACGAGGACAUUGAAAAAUUCGAUUUCGAUGAAGACUAUUUCUACGCCGAAGAGUGUACCACCACUGAAUUAGCCGAAUUGAUUAUUCAGUCAGUCGAAACAAACCCCAAACCGGUGGUAAGAAGAUUAAAUAAAGCGAAUAACGAGUGCCCGGUAACUGUGGAUGCCGAGGAUAAUGAUGUGGAGUUAUUGGAUAGUAGCAAGUGUAAGGAUCUCGUUCCUACAAAUACCGUUCGAAAGUACGGAGGACGAAGGCUGGCCGAGCCUCUGCAGUGUCCAAAAUGUAAAUAUUCUACUCAUUAUGCACUCAAUUUUCAAACUCAUCAACUCUUGCAUAUAAAGCGAGAAAACAGAAGGUAUGCAUGCAAGCAACCCGGAUGUCCCGAAGUAUUUCUUACUAAUAGGCAGCGAAACAACCACUAUGGACAAUUUCACAAACCUUUGGUUUGUGACACUUGCGGAAAACAGUUUCCAACGCCAAAGGCGUUGACCAUGCAUAAAGAGCGUCAUCUGAACCUGAUGAAUCAUUACUGUUCCUUUUGCGGUAAAGGACAUAACACGAAAAAUGAUCUAAGAAUUCACAUAAAUAAUAGGCACAAUGCUACACACUUCUUUUCUUGUGAAACAUGUGGACUGCAGUUCAAACGCAAGUCGGUACUGAAUGAUCAUGUGAUAAUUCAUACCAAUAAGAAAGAUUUCAAGUGCGACAAAUGUGAUAAAGAGUUUAUGCUACUUUCUGCCCUUAAAAAGCAUUGCAAAACCGUACAUGACAAGGUGCGCUAUGCCUGUGAGUUGUGCGAUGAGUCUUACUGCAGACGGAAAAAACUCAAGGAUCAUAUUGAGUACGUGCAUGGGAUUCAAUCACGUUUUGUUUGCGACAUUUGCCUGCAAAUGUUUGAUAACCAAGAUUUGCUGGAUAAGCAUAAAGCUCGCCAUGCAAAUCCCAAGGAAAACGAGUGUGGUGUUUGUUUGGCUGUGUUUCCAAGUGCCGAAGCAGUGGAAAACCACCUCUGCAUUACUUACAGAGAUGACUAUAUUUGCUGUGAAAGAGAUUUCCGAUAUCAUUACUCGUACAACAAGCAUAUGCUACUCAAGCAUGGUGUUCGUACCAACGCACGCGUCAAGCCGGACCCGAACCAUUUGCUUGGAUACAUCAGAGCUAAGCGGAAACGCAUCGAAACUUGUCCAAAGUGUGAGAAAACAUUUGCUACCAGAAAUCAGAAAAAACAACACUUGGAGCACUGUACGGGCCCUGGUGAAGUUAUCACCGAUCCGAAAUUGGAAAGCGAUGAUAUCAUCGUUGAAUAUAUCUAAUUAAAACAAUUCAAAAGAAUUUAUGCUCCAGAAUAAACGACAUCUUCGGUUGUUUUACGAUGAAAGCUCACCUAAAAGGUCAAACGAAUGAAUGUGCCACGAAACAAAUUGCAGCUGAUGAUAAGUUUUGGUUACUAAAUUAGAUAUAA
Sabethes cyaneus is the source of this 1942-nucleotide messenger RNA. Its product is annotated as zinc finger and BTB domain-containing protein 14-like. Gene Ontology annotation, molecular function: zinc ion binding; RNA polymerase II transcription regulatory region sequence-specific DNA binding; DNA-binding transcription factor activity, RNA polymerase II-specific. The transcript is spliced from 7 exons. Gene Ontology annotation, biological process: regulation of transcription by RNA polymerase II. NCBI's taxonomy places the organism in Eukaryota, Metazoa, Arthropoda, Insecta, Diptera, Culicidae. Gene Ontology annotation, cellular component: nucleus. Bases 42 to 1793 code for a protein of 583 amino acids. The record is from RefSeq and is a predicted model, not a curated record.